Molecule: messenger RNA, 930 nt
Organism: Sodiomyces alkalinus F11
Lineage: Eukaryota; Fungi; Ascomycota; Sordariomycetes; Glomerellales; Plectosphaerellaceae
Exons: 4
Coding region: 1-930 (309 amino acids)
Source: RefSeq, a predicted model, not a curated record
AUGACUGCGAAGUUCUCCGAGUCUGUCGCGAGAUUCUCGGUUGAUCAGGGCUUUCUCCCUGAGCUGGGAGAGAACCCAGGGCCACUUGACCGGGCCAGGCACAGCUUCGCUAUGUCUUUGAAACAGAACGUUAUUCAGAGCCUGCUGUCCCAUAUUAGCUCGUACACUGGAGUCCUACAACUCAGCCUUCUCACACUGUCUUUUUCGCAAGAAGAAGUCCAAGCAAGAAUCAGGGAACUGACGGAUGCCAUCAGAACGCAGAUGCCUGUCCUGACACAGCGGCCAGCCAUUGCUUGGGAUGACGACGAAACAUUAACCCGGGAAUCAGAGUCGUUUACACAGGAGAUCCAAGCGUGGAGACUGUCAGCUGAUGAUGUGGCGGCCGGAAAGUCCGCAAGAAAGAAUACAUUCCCUUCGCUAGUGGGUGAUGGGGAUGCCGAGUCGGAUGACUUCAAUCCCGAACCAGACCGCGAUAACGGCCCCGGUAGAGACAUCCUGAUAUACCAAAAGGGUAUUGCCCUGAGGGAGCAGCUGAGUCGCCCAGGGUACGACGUGGACUUCCCCUUCGCGGAGCAAGCUGAAAUGCAAGAGAGGCACGCGGACAUCUUAAUGGCCUGCGAGACAGAAGAAGAAACCCUAAAAGCCAAGAUCAUCAUCCAAGGCCUGCUGAGCAUGGAGGUUAAACAGCCAGAACGCGACCGGGACCCAGACAGGCUCAGUCGCCUGUACCACAAACUCGGCGAUCUGCAUUUCAGAAUCGAUGACCUGCCGAGGGCCCAAAAAUUCCUGGGGCGGGCGCUGGAAGGCCGUAAGAGCAGAGCGCUAAUGCGGUUGGAAGACGUUCGAGUCACAGCAGAGUUACUCGUCAAGGCGCUGUUACGAGCCCAGGCGUUCGACGAGGCCCGGGGCUUGCAGCGAUGGAUUCAAUAA